Molecule: messenger RNA, 492 nt
Organism: Daphnia magna
Lineage: Eukaryota; Metazoa; Arthropoda; Branchiopoda; Diplostraca; Daphniidae
Exons: 5
Coding region: 1-432 (143 amino acids)
Source: RefSeq, a predicted model, not a curated record
AUGUUUUGCUGCGUCCUGGAUGCUACCAAAUCUUCCCAUGAAACUCGGCAGAAUGGUGAUGACAAGGGGAAUAUAUGUGUCCUUAGAACUGCUCACCAGUUGCUUCUGUUCAACAAUCAGACUCAAAUGCCAUUGGACGCAAAGCAUCUUACCAUUUAUUUAGAACUUGGCUACACGGCGUCAUUCAUUGCAAAACUGACGGGGGUUCACGUUAAGAAAGAUGAACCUGGGAGAGUCACACGAGAACCCGAUGAUUGGGACCGAUCUGUUCAUACGAUUCCCGCUGUGGAUGUCCCUGCUUUUUCUUGCCCAUUGACGGCUGAACAGUUAUUCGAGUUGGAGAGGCGCAUCAGAAAAGAAAAUAUCGAUCUAGACAACUUACACAUCGAAUACCAAGAAGUGAAAAACUAUGUAUUGAGUUCAAUUGAUUAAUUGAACCGUUCUUAUUUAAAAUUUGUUGCGUUGCCAAUUCAAUCCACUGAAUGUGAAAUA